This is a messenger RNA of Mycena indigotica, 750 nucleotides long. RefSeq lists its product as uncharacterized. The transcript has 4 exons. The coding region runs from base 1 to 750 and encodes 249 amino acids. NCBI's taxonomy places the organism in Eukaryota, Fungi, Basidiomycota, Agaricomycetes, Agaricales, Mycenaceae. The record is from RefSeq and is a predicted model, not a curated record.
AUGCAGCGGCCCGUCAUCUCCUACGACGACAUUACACUGUCUUACGAUGACUCUGAGCCCACGAAGCCAGCGGCUGUAGCCUCAUCUCCGCCCAAGGCGUCGUCCUCCAAAAAGCGCAAAUGGAACAACAACCAUAAUCGAAACAAGAAACCACCUCAAGCCCCCGUAAAACAAGAGCCAGAAUACGACGAUGAGGACGAUCCUGACAGUCGCAUAUUAACUGCGGAAGAAAUAUGGGACGACUCCGCGCUCAUUGACGCGUGGAAUGCGGCGACAGAGGAAUAUGAAGCACUGAAUGGACCGGACAAGGGAUGGAAGAGCGAGCCGGUACAUAAAUCUCCGUUAUGGUACAAUGUCCCUCCCAAUCAACCACCGAAGAAAAGGCCUAGGACCGAGGCUGUUGCACCGGAAAACGAUGGAGACUCGCAGCCAAUAGAUUUCGCGACCUUCGUGCCAACUUAUGACGCGUCUCUCGUUUUGCCGGCGCCGACCCUUCCCGAGUCAAAUGAGGGCUACCACCUCCCAAAUCUUGCAUCGAUGCCCAGUCAGGAUGAAGCAUUCCAGCGAGCCUUGGGUGCCAUGUACUGGGGUGGGUACUGGACAGCGGUUUAUCAUUGCCAACGUAAUGCUGCGGCUGGCCUACAAGAAGACGUAGUCGAGGAAGGCGAAGAUGGAGACGAAGAUGACGAAAAGGUGUUAGAGGACGGCGAGGAUGAGGGUGAAGAGAAUUUUGUGCCUACGCAGAGAUGA